Messenger RNA from Microdochium trichocladiopsis, 768 nucleotides. RefSeq names its product heterokaryon incompatibility protein-domain-containing protein. The transcript has 4 exons. The record is from RefSeq and is a predicted model, not a curated record. NCBI's taxonomy places the organism in Eukaryota, Fungi, Ascomycota, Sordariomycetes, Xylariales, Microdochiaceae. Bases 1 to 768 code for a protein of 255 amino acids.
AUGGACUUGUUGAAGAGCUGCGACCUCCAGUUUGAGGAAUUCCAUGGCAGUGGAAGACCAGCGUAUGCAAUCUUAUCCCACCGCUGGCGUGAGGUCGAGCUCUCGUACCAGGAUAUGCGUCGCAUUAUCGAACACGGCAAUGUUCCACAGGAGCCCAGGACAUCAAGCUACCAUAAGAUCAUGAAUUUUCGUGCUCAGGCGCGGAGAAGUCGCUAUGAAUACAUAUGGGUCGACACCUGUUGCAUUGACAAGGCCAGCAGUGCCGAGUAUCAAGAGGCCAUCAACUCUAUGGGGCAAUGGUACGCAGAAUCGGCAAUUUGCUACGCCUAUCUCGACGACGUCGACCUUUCCAAACUUCCCGAUGCUCCUUCUCGCAAAUUCCGGCACAAACUCUACAAAAGCUUUCAGCGUUCUGAGUGGUUCACGCGAGGCUGGACGCUCCAAGAGCUUCUGGCUCCAAAGAGUCUCAUAUUUUUCGAUCGAAACUGGAAUAGAAUUGGCGAUUCUCUUGAUCUUCGGCCCUCAAUCCUGAGAAUCACAGGCAUCGAUUUACAGCACAUCAGAGAAAUAGGUAGACGAAUGUCUUGGGCGUCAAGCAGAGACACCAAAAGAGUGGAAGACCGUGCAUAUUCCCUACUCGGAAUUUUCAACGUCAACAUGGCCAUGCUUUAUGGCGAGCGGGAGCGCGCAUUCGCACGUCUCCAAGAGGAGAUCCUCAAGCACAACGAGGAUGCGUCAAUACUGCCCAAGGCCAAGAGCAUGCUUUAG